AUGUCUGCCGGAGAGUCAUCAGCGCUUAGAAAGGCCGCCCUUACCAAGAGCAGCUCUGUCGACGACACCAACCGCCAAACCGGCCUAGCCCGGGGAUGGGCGUUCGUCGCGAGCCAGAAGACGGCGCCGGCGCCCAAACGCUCCAUCCCCGUCAUCUACGACGCAAAGAAAGAGUCCCACACGAAGGCACUCGCUACGGUCCUACAGCGCAGCCUCGACAAGGCCAAGCACGCGAAACGCGUCGACACGUACGCGGAAAAGCCCGCAGACAACGCCGAGGAUGUGACCGUGGAGUUUGUCACCAUCUCGGAGCGGAUGGCGCUGCAGAAGAAACUCGGAGGCGAGGUUAAGCGCGUCUUUGUCGACGGCGGCGUCAAGGCGGCCAUUCAGCUGCCCUCCAACGUCCCGACCCCGGUCUCGUCGCGCCCGCAGACACCCGUGUCGGGGGACAAGCCCAAGGCCUGA
Lasiosphaeria miniovina is the source of this 465-nucleotide messenger RNA. RefSeq lists its product as uncharacterized. Lineage: Eukaryota; Fungi; Ascomycota; Sordariomycetes; Sordariales; Lasiosphaeriaceae. The record is from RefSeq and is a predicted model, not a curated record. The transcript has a single exon. The coding region runs from base 1 to 465 and encodes 154 amino acids.